This is a messenger RNA of Hyla sarda, 2056 nucleotides long. RefSeq names its product ubiquinol-cytochrome-c reductase complex assembly factor 3-like. Gene Ontology annotation, biological process: mitochondrial respiratory chain complex III assembly. Lineage: Eukaryota; Metazoa; Chordata; Amphibia; Anura; Hylidae. Bases 172 to 423 code for a protein of 83 amino acids. The transcript is spliced from 2 exons. The record is from RefSeq and is a predicted model, not a curated record.
UCGCUGUCGGAAGCCAUAGAGACGCUUAGAAAGGACAGCUCGCUCCUUCCUAUCCGGUCAUGUGACACCCUCAGACUCCUCCCCUUCCGCUCUGUGUCGCAUUAUGGAUUGGUAGGGGCUGGUGACAUAACCGGUGUCUUGUAGUUCCGUCUUUGCCCGUCCUUGUGUAACAUGUCGGCUCUGUACAAGAUAGUAGCGGGCUCGCUGGCGGUUGCCGGUUGGACGGGUCUCGGCUGCUUAUUGUGGUCGUUUAUGGCGCCCAAGCAGGACCAGUUAAUAGAGAUGCGGAUGAAGGAAACAAGGGAAAACCCAGCUAGGAUGGCGGAGUUACGAAGUCAGAAUGAGAUGGUGCUUAAAGUCCUUAAAGAAUCAGCAGAGACCAAAGUGAAUAUCGCCAGCAAACCAAAGUGGAACGCGAGAUGACACAGAACGACAGCAAAAAUGGAAAGGGCCAUCCUUGCCCAGAAUGUGCACAUGUGCAUAGAAGAAACAUCUUCAAGACUGUGGGCAUGAUGAACUCGGGCCUCUAUCCUGAGCACGCUCAUUACUUCUGGCUUUUCAUUUGUCUAUUGGGAUUUAAGGAAUCAACGUAAUGAUCUGCAGAGGAAAUUACAAUGGUGUGCUGUCCUAUUUGUCACAUGAAUGCACUUAUGAAAUAUUCAGGUUGCAGCAUAAAGAGAAACCUCUUUGGUGGAACUGAAAGUCUGGUCUUGGUGAGGGAGUGGUCUUCCCAAAGAGGUGGUCUUUUGGAAAGGUUACACUGUGUAGGUACAUGGCGCUCCCAUCAGAAAGGAGAGAACAAUAUGCAGUCUUCCAAACUCUGGUCCUGGCUGCUGUUUGAUGGAAGCAAUUGGCAUCCACUAUUUUAGGGUACGGUCCCACGUACUGCUUACACAGCGUAUUUCACGCCGUCCAAAAUCUGCUGUUGUGUGAUCCACGGUUACCAUACACAUAGAGCUUUCCUGCAGCAUCAGCCCUGUGUGUGCAGUGAGUUUUGGAGGCGGGGCCCCACCUCCCAAAACUCACUGCACACACAGGGCAAGCCGGAAAGCUCUGUGUAUGGUGAGUGGGGAUUAACCAUCGUAUUUCCUGCUGCAACAGCAGAUUUUUCUCAAUGUGAAAUACGCUGCAUAAGCGGUAUGUGGUACCAUACCCUUAAAGGGGUACCAGAAAGUUAAACAGAUUUGUAAAUGACUUCUAUUUAAAAGUCUUAAUCCUUCCAGUACUUAUCAGCAUCUAUAUUCUCCACAGGAAGUUCUUUUCUUUUCGAAUUUCCUUUCUGUCUGACCACAGUGCUCUCUACUGACACCUCUGUCCAUUUUAGUACCUGUCCGGAUCAGGAUAGGUUUGCUAUGGGGAUUUGCUCCUACUCUGAACAGUUCCUAAAAUGGACAGAGGUGUCAGCAGAGAGCACUGUGCUCAGACAGAAAGGAAAUUCAAAAAGAAAAGAAUUUCCUCUGGAACAUACAGCAGCUGAUGGGUACUGGAAGGAUUAAGAUUUUUUAAUAGAAUUAAUUUACAAAUCUGUUUAACUUUCUGCUACCAGUUGAUUAAAAAAAAAAAAAAAAAAAUUUUAAAAAAAGUUUUCCAGUGCAGUACCCCCUCUAAAGGGAAUUUGUCCCUACCAAUAUGGUGUCCUAUCUGAAGGCAACAUAAACCAGUGACAAAGACUUUGAUUCCAGCAGUGUAUUACUUACAACUUUUCAUGCAGUAGUACUAAUAAACUUGACCUGUACCCUCAGCACAGCACACUAGUCCUGCUAAUGAACUGGUUACAGUCCUAGAUAUUUAUAAGCAGCCGCUCCCUCCUCUGGCCACUAGUUGUACUGUGUAUAUGCAGACAGCUGUCAGUCAGCAGUGGGGUGCAGGGAUUUUAAAGGAAUCUACAUGAAAUGAUGUCAGUAUUAUAUCAUUGGAAUUAAAGUCCCUGUCACUACCUUACGAUGCCCUUAUAGCAUAAACCUAGUGACAGGUUCCCAUUAAUCAACUCAGAUUUAUAUGGUUUUUGCUGACAAUGGGUGUACCAGUAUAUAUUAAAUAAAAUGUAUUAAGUGUU